Nematolebias whitei (Rio pearlfish) is the source of this 2889-nucleotide messenger RNA. RefSeq names its product GTPase IMAP family member 8-like. The transcript is spliced from 4 exons. Gene Ontology annotation, molecular function: GTP binding. NCBI's taxonomy places the organism in Eukaryota, Metazoa, Chordata, Actinopteri, Cyprinodontiformes, Rivulidae. The coding region runs from base 1 to 2889 and encodes 962 amino acids. The record is from RefSeq and is a predicted model, not a curated record.
AUGGAUUAUUGUGUGACGCUGUCCUACCCUGGACCUCACUUGUUCCUGCUGGUCGUACAGCCGGACGUCUUCACUGAGCACAACAACAUGAGACUCUGCAGAAUCCUCGAACCUUUCAGUCUUCAGUCCUUUGACCGUGCACUGGUUGUGAUGUCAACACCCAAACUGGAGGGGCUGAAACAUCUCUGCAUCAUGCUUUUAGGAACAAAUCAGUCCAUCAAGACACAACUCUCCAAUUUCAUCAUAGAGAAAAAAAAUAUUGAGGUACGAAGAUUUCAUUCAGCCGAGCCUUUUGAAGAGGGAUGGUGGAACGAAAAAGUCUUAUACGUAGUGAAAGCUCCAGAGAGUCUGUUCCCCAGAAACACGAGAGAAGAGCUGAAACGGUGCAUAAGCCAUUGUCCUUCUGGACCAAAUGUUCUACUGCUGCUAGUGAAGCCUUCAGACUUUAUGGAGAAGGACCUACAGACACUGAAGUCCACCCUGAGAAUGUUUGGUGAUAAUGCCUUCAAGCACUCAAUAGUUGUCAUGACCCAAGAAGGGAAUCCAACAGGGUUCUCUUUGAACUCACUCCUCAGAGAAUGUGAAGGAAGACAGUACAACAUGUUUGAAAAUGACCACAGAGCGUUGAUGGAAAAGGUAGAGGAACUUGUGAAAAGAAACCGAGGCACCUUCCUAACCAUCAGAGAUGACACAGCAAAACCAAAGUCUGACCAAACCCCACCAGCUUUAAACCUGGUUCUGUUUGGGAGGAGAGGAGCAGGAAAGACUUCAGCAGCUGAAGCUAUUUUAGGUCAGAAAGAUCUUCAUCCAGCCUCCAGACCUUCAGAGUGUGUUAAACACCAGAGGGAGGUGUGUGGACGUUUGGUUUCUGUGGUGGAGCUGCCUCCUCUGUACGAGAAACCACACGAGGAAGUGAUGGAGGAAUCACUCAGGUGCGUCUCCCUCUGUGAUCCUGAGGGGGUCCAUGCCUUCAUCCUGGUCCUACCUGUGGGUCCCCUCACUGAUGAAGACAAGGGAGAGUUACAGAUCAUCCAGGACACGUUCAGCUCUCGAGUCAAAGACUUGACCAUGAUUCUGUUCACUGUGGACUCAGACCCUGCAGCUCCAGCUGUUUCCAACUUUGUAAAAGGAGACAAAGACAUCCAGGAGCUCUGUCAGAGCUGUGGAGGAAGAUACAUUGUUAUCAACAUCAAAGACAAACAGGACGCGUCUAAAAUUAUACCAGGUGUGGAGAAAAUGAGACGGGACAAAGAUGACCAGCGCAGCUACACAACAGGAGCACUCACACGAGCCUACAUGGAUAGAAACUCACAACUAAUGAAAGACGUCGACAGACUACGAGCAAAACUGUCAGACCUGACACCAAGGAACAAAGACACUGGUGCUGAAGAGCAGCAGAGUCCAAGGAGUCUCAGGAUUGUUCUGAUUGGGAAGACCGGCAGUGGAAAGAGUUCAUCGGGAAACACCAUUUUAGGAAGAAACAUGUUUAAAGCCAAACCAAGUCAAAAAUCAGUCACCAAGCGCUGUCAAAGAGAAGAAACUUCCGUAGAGGGUCGUCUUGUUUAUGUGGUGGACACUCCAGGUCUGUUUGACAACAGUUUGUCCCAUGAAGCAGUCAACAAAGAGAUGGUGAAAUGCAUCAACCUUCUGGCUCCAGGGCCACAUGUCUUCCUGUUGGUGAUCCCAAUCAGCAGAUUCACAGAAGAAGAAAAGGAGGCACUCAAACUUAUAAAGGAGGGUUUUGGAAACAAUUCAGAUUUAUUCACCAUCGUUCUUUUUACAAGCGGAGAUGCACUAAAACUCAACAAUCAGACCAUUGAGGAUUACAUUGAACGGGAAUGUGAUGACUCCUUUAAACGCCUCAUCGAUGACUGCGGAGGGAGAUAUCACGUGUUUGAUAACCUUGAUGACAAAAACCGAACACAAGUCAGCGAGCUGAUAACAAAGAUCGAUGCCGUGGUGAAGGAAAACGGGGGCAGCUGCUACACCAGUAAUAUGCUGCAAGAAGCUGAAGCUGCGAUACAGAAAGAGAUGAAGAGAAUCCUGAAGGAAAAGGAAGAAGAGAUGAAUAAAAAGAUGGUGGCACUGGAAAGAAGACAUCACAUUGAAAGGGAUAGCAUGGAAAGAAAAAUGAGUGAACAAAGAGUAAAAACUGAACAAGAAAUUGAACAGAAAGACAUGAAAAUCAAGGAAAUGAUGAAGAAAAUCCAGAAAGAGCAAGAGGAAAAGAAAAAAGAACAAGAAAGGAGACGGGAAGAAAAAGCCAAGAGGAAACGAGAGAAAAAAACCUGGGAGGAAAAGUUUACUGCGCUAAAAUUAAAAGCAAAAUCAGACGAGGAGCUGCAGGAGCACACAGCAUCAAUCAAAAAGCAACAGGAAGCCUGGGAGAAGCAAAUGAACGACGCCACGGAGAAACAAAAACUAGAGGACCAACAGCGGCAGCAGAAGGAGCGACGACUGCAGAAGGAAUACGAUGAGGAAAAACACGACUUUGAAAUCAAAAAGCAAGAGAAUAAAAUCAGGAAAGAAGAGGAGGUGAAGCAAAGAGAAGGGCUGGAAAAAAUCUACAAGAAAGAAAUUGAGACACUAAGAGAAACAUACGAGGAGGAAGCAAGAAGGAAAGCUGAAGAAUUCAACGAGUUCAAAGAAAAAUACAGCAAAGAAUCUGCAGUCCAGAGAGAAGAACACGAGAAACAACUGAAAGAUAAAGACGAUAAGUACGACCUGCUGAGGGCACUCAAAGCCCACAAUGAAAAACAAAGCAGGGAUAAACAUCACGAGCAAAUCAACGCGUUGGUCCAAUUUAAGGUCAGCAGAGAUAUGGACGCAGAGAAAUCGGAAAGUGUGAACCCUCUCCACGCACUCGCCAUCGAUGUAAAUGGGAGCUAG